Molecule: messenger RNA, 3537 nt
Organism: Tribolium castaneum (red flour beetle)
Lineage: Eukaryota; Metazoa; Arthropoda; Insecta; Coleoptera; Tenebrionidae
Exons: 11
Coding region: 138-3494 (1118 amino acids)
Molecular function (GO): serine hydrolase activity
Source: RefSeq, a predicted model, not a curated record
AAAAUUUCCAGUAAUUAAAAACCAGCGUUAGGAAAACGUACUCAAUUUUUAACACAACCAAACCGACAGAAAUUCAAGUGCCCCACCAAGUCGUUAAACAAUUUGUGUUUCCGCUGCGGUUAGUUUAUAGUAACGUGAUGGACAGUCCUGUUGUGGUACUUAAAGAAGGUCGAGUCAAGGGAAGUAUCGGCAGGGAUUAUUUCAAUAAUCCCUACUACUAUUUCUUGGGCAUUCCUUACGGAAAAGCGCCAAUUGGGGAAUUGCGAUUCAAGGCUCCUGUUCCAGUGGAGCCUUGGAAAGGCACCAAAGAUGCAACCCAAGAGGGCCCAGUUUGUUCCUCUCGCCAUGUAAUGUUCAAACGAUACGUCGGAGCUGAGGAUAAUUGUCUACACGUCAAUGUCUACACCCCUCAACUCCCCAGCGAUGGUAACAACAACCUCAAACCAGUCAUGGUCUGGAUCCACGGUGGUGGCUUCCUGUACGACUCAAACCGCCGCGAAAUGUACGGUCCCGAAUAUUUGAUAACGGAAGACGUGGUUAUAGUUUCCGUAAAUUACCGACUCGGCGUGUUCGGCUUCCUCAGUUUGGAAAACCCAGCACUUGAAGUGCCAGGAAACGCGGGAAUGAAGGACAUGGUCCUGGCCCUCAAAUGGGUCCAGAACAACAUCACGAGUUUCAGUGGCGAUCCAAACAAUGUCACGGUUUUUGGCGAAAGCGCUGGUUCAGCCGCCGUCCACUAUUUAUACCUCUCGCCAAAAACUAAAGGACUGUUUCACAGAGCGAUCUGCCAGAGUGGCUGUGCUUUGAACAGCUGGGCAAUUGGGUGCACUAACGGUACCAUCAUUGCCGAUUAUCUCAAUUUUACGGAACGGGAUGAAGGAAAAAUUUUAGAGUAUUUGAAAAGUUUGCCGCCCCAAAGAAUCGUCAAAGCUUUGCAUCGAUAUGACGACACUUUUAUUGCAAGUCGGAUUCGACCGUUUGGCCCAGUUGUUGAAAAAUACGCCACGGAAUCGGCGUUCCUAACCCAGGAGCCGUUGCAAAUCAUCAAGUCGGGGACAUUCAACAAGGUGCCCUUAAUCAUAGGGAAUAAUUCUCGGGAAGGGAUCCUUGCCGAAGUGGCUCGGAAAGUCUUCGGCGAAAACGUGAUCGGUACGAGUUUCGAAGACGAAAUUUACUUCUACCUCAAGCUGGAGAGAGGUUCGGGAGAGUCGAAACAAAUUGCCCAAAAAAUCAAGGAUUUUUAUUUCAAUGGAGAGGACCGGUCGGAACACAACAACGAAAAAUUUUAUUUGUUAAAAACCGACAACAUGUUCCUCCACGGGACGUACAAAACCGUCAACUACCAGAAACAGGCAACCGACGCGCCCAUUUAUUUCUACGAAAUGACCCUAGACCACCCUUUCAGCCUGUUCAAGAGCAUGUGCACCCCCAGAUUUUUCUACCCCACCAUGUUUUUCUAUUUUCUGGCGUACAAUGUGGGCCCCGGUCGCCUCAACCAGAUAUUCCUGCGGUUGGCCAACCUCAUGCCGCGCAAAACCUUGGUUGGGGCGUCACAUGCGGACGACUUGAGCUACAUUUUCCGGCCGAUUUUGGGCGAAAAAGUGCGCUCCGGGAGCGAGGAGGAAAUUUACAUGAGGCGGUUUAUCCGACUUUGGGCCAAUUUUGCAAGAACUGGGAACCCCACCCCGGGCACAAGCGACCCCCUUUUGAAUGGUGUUGAGUGGAAACCGGUGACUAAAGACCAAAACUGCAUCCUGGACAUCGGCACCCGACUCGAGAUGAAAAAUUACCCACACGUCGAAAGGAUGCAGUUUUGGGACAGCAUUUACAGUUCUCCAAUCAUCUCCGACAGUGUCAUGCCAGUUUCUGUUAUCACUAUUGCCCUAACCUUCGGUUUAAACGUCUGGCACAGUUUCAUCAUGUCUGAUCCCACCGUCACCAUACAGCAGGGACAACUCCGGGGAAAAAUCUCGACCAACAUUGACAAUAAAAACUUCUACAGUUUCCAAGGCAUUCCAUACGCCAAACCCCCCACUGGACCACUCCGGUUCAAGGACCCUCAAGCCCCGGAACCAUGGACCGGAGUCAAGGACGCAACGACGGAAGGAAGCGUGUGUUACGCCAAACACAUGCUUUUCAAUAACAUUAUCGGAUCGGAGGAUUGCCUACACUUGAAUGUUUACACACCGGAAUUGGCAUCAAAAAAUUUAAGACCAGUCAUGGUCUGGAUACAUGGUGGCGCCUUUAAAAGCGGCUCAAGUAAUACGGAUGUCUACGGUCCUGAGUAUUUGCUAACUCAGGAUGUUGUUGUCGUUACUUUCAACUACAGAUUGGGAAUUUUCGGGUUUCUUAAACUGGAUGAUGCCACGUUAGGUGUUCCCGGGAACGCGGGAAUGAAAGACAUGGUAAUGGCCUUGAAAUGGGUCCGGAAAAACAUCAGUAAAUUCGGUGGGGAUCCGAACAAUGUGACCAUUUUUGGUGAAAGUGCUGGAGCAGCCUCGGUGCAUUACCUAGUCUUGUCACCACUAGCCAAAGGGCUGUUUCACAGGGCCAUUGCACAGAGUGGGACUGCGUUAAAUUCUUUUGCAAGGGGGCGCAGUGACAUGGUUUCGCAUAUCUCGGCUGAGUUGAACACCAAAAAUGAGAGGGAAAUUUUGGAAAAGUUGGUGCAAAUGCCAGCCGAACAACUGUUUGAACUGUACGAGAAAUUAGUAACUGUGUGUGAGGGUUUGAACAAUGCCGGUGGUAAACUACCCUUCGCUCCGGUGAUUGAAAAGGCGUCUCAAAAUGCGUUCAUUGCCGAAGAACCGCUCAAAAUCAUAAAAUCGGGGAAUUACAACCAAGUGCCUCUAAUAUUCGGGUUUACGACAAGAGAGGGAAUGUUGAUUGAGCAAAUGAUAAAGCCGAGAAAGCCCACCAUGCCGCGGGAUUUUGAGGCAGCGAUUCCUUACACUCUGGAGGUUGAACGGGGUUCGGAAAAUUCGAAACAAAUCGCUCAGAAGAUCAAAGAUUUUUAUUACGGAGAGCCAGGCUCCGAAGACAAGCUUGAAAAUUUCUACAUUAUUCAUACCGACAACUAUUUCCUGAGAGAUAUUAUUUUUGCGGUCAAACACCAUGCCGCUACGUCCAAAUUCCCGGUUUAUUUGUACCAAAUGUCGGUAGAUUCAAGUUUGAAUGUCAUGAAAAGACUUUCAAACAUAACUGCGCCAGGUGUAGCUCACGGUGACGACAUCGGCUACCUCUUCAAAACCAAAGUCUCGCCAGCUUUAAACCCCGGAAGUUUGGAGGAAGUAUCAGUGAGACGUUUCGUCAGACUUUGGACGAACUUCGCCAGAAACGGCAAUCCAGACGAACCGCAGUGGAAACCGGUGAAAACGAACGAACUCAAUUACAUCGACAUUGGGGAGAAAUUAAGUGCGAAAGUUAACCCCGAGCCCGAAAGAAUGAAAUUCUGGGAAGAACUUUACAAAAAUAAACCACUGUAUUCAAUUUAAUGUAAUUUCAAAAAUUCUAAUAAAAAUAAAAUUGUUAUCACUC